Messenger RNA from Pipistrellus nathusii (Nathusius's pipistrelle), 1329 nucleotides. The record is from the annotation of a GenBank genome assembly. Lineage: Eukaryota; Metazoa; Chordata; Mammalia; Chiroptera; Vespertilionidae.
AUGGAGAUCUCCUCCCAUCAGUCUCAGCUCUUGCAACAGCUAAAUGAGCAGCGCCGGCAGGACGUGUUUUGUGAUUGCAGCAUUCUCGUGGAAGGGAAGGUCUUCAAAGCUCAUCGAAAUGUGUUAUUUGCUAGUAGUGGCUACUUUAAAAUGCUUCUUUCUCAGAACUCAAAGGAGACAAGCCAGCCGACCACAGCGACGUUCCAGGCUUUCUCCCCUGACACCUUUACCGUCAUCUUAGACUUCGUUUACUCCGGCAAGCUCUCUCUGACCGGUCAGAAUGUCAUCGAGGUGAUGUCGGCUGCGAGCUUCCUUCAGAUGACCGAUGUCAUCAGUGUAUGUAAGACCUUCAUUAAAUCCUCAUUAGACAUUAGUGAGAAAGAAAAAGAUCGCUAUUUCAGUCUCUCCGAUAGAGAUGCCCAUUCUAAUGGUGUAGAACGUUCCUCUUUUUAUAGCGGUGGCUGGCCAGAAGGAAGCAGUUCUCCGCGUUCUCACCUAAGCCCAGACCAAGGAACAGGUGUGAUAAGCGGGAAACCUUGGAGUAAGUAUAAUUACCAUCCAGCUUCCCAAAGGAAUCCUCAGCAAUCCUUGGCCAAGCAUGAACCAAGGAAAGAUCUCAUUAAAAAGCCCAGACAUCUGAGAUUGUCACAGCCUUCUGAAAUUGCUCAUUAUAAGUCAAGCAAGCCAGAAGCACAAACAUCUGAUUCGCCCAGCCACGUUUCCCAAUCUGAAGAACAAGCACAACUUGAUGCUGAAAUGGACUCUCCUGCUGUUGGCUAUCCGUAUGGUCAAGGCUCUGAUGUCACAUCAAGAAGUUUCCCAGAUGAUUUGCUCGGGAUGAGAUUCAAGUGCCCGUACUGCACACACGUGGUGAAGCGGAAAGCCGACCUGAAGCGCCACCUUCGCUGUCACACAGGAGAACGGCCCUACCCAUGCCAAGCUUGUGGGAAAAGAUUUAGCAGGCUAGACCACCUCAGUAGCCAUUUUCGAACAAUUCACCAGGCAUGCAAACUAAUCUGCAGGAAAUGCAAACGCCAUGUGACUGAUUUAACAGGCCAAGUGGUCCAGGAAGGAACCCGGCGCUACAGACUCUGUAACGAGUGCCUUGCUGAGGUUGGCAUAGACAGCCUCCCCAUUGAUCUGGAAGCCGAACAGCAUCUUAUGUCCCCAUCAGAUGGCGAUAAGGAUUCCAGGUGGCACUUGAGUGAAAAUGAGAAUAAAUCAUACGUGGAGAUUGUAGAGGAUGGGUCUGCUGAUCUGGUCAUACAACAAGUUGAUGAUAGUGAAGAAGAAGAAGAAGAAAAGGAGAUAAAGCCCAACAUUAGGUAG